This is a messenger RNA of Styela clava, 2964 nucleotides long. RefSeq lists its product as uncharacterized. The record is from RefSeq and is a predicted model, not a curated record. Lineage: Eukaryota; Metazoa; Chordata; Ascidiacea; Stolidobranchia; Styelidae.
GCUAGCUUAGAUUCAAUCGACAGCAUUGUUAUCAACCGUGGGCUGAAUCGUAGAACAUUUUAGGCCGCAAGACUUUGAAGUCAACGAACGAAAUAAAGAUUUGACUGCUUUACUAUUUUCAUCUUCCGUUGUAGACAUACUAUUUUGCAGGUUACGAGAGGAAAUGUUUCGUGCAAGAUGAGAGUUAUAGUGCCCUUUAUGUUAGUGUUUUAAGUUAAUGGUCGCAUGGGUUUAUUUCCUCUGGGUUGAUUCAACUAUUUGAUUAGUUAAUUGUUUGCACCGCACCAUUGUGCAGUUUCAAAAACAAUGAUAUGUCCUUUGUAAAGAAAUAAGAGGCAACAAUAAUAUAUCAUGUCCACCCUCAACCUGCCUGCUAUCAUCGCACGUCUUCACAACGCCGCGGAUAAUUAUGCAAAGAAAGGGAAGUCGACAAAGCACGACCUCCUACUAUCCAAUGGUUAUAGAAAUUUCAAAAUUCCCGAAAUUGUGCGGCAUGUUGGGAUUGGAGAUCGAGGAUGGAUGAGUUUACAAGGCAAUGUAGCUUUUCAAUCAUCAUUCUUUUAUCAGAAUUCUCUUUGGAACCAAACUUUGUAUCUUGAUCAAGUCCUUCGGAGACACCCUAAUAAUGAAUCGGACGCGGGCAAAGCAAUUUUUUCUAAACAUGCGCGCAGAAAACGUCCUCGCUUCCUGCCCAAGCUGGACGACAAACCCGUUGAAAACUCUCACACUGCAGCGCCAUACAUCAGAGGACAAAAAACCGAAACACACCGCCUUGGUCCCAAACAUGAUGCAAACGAACGGUACUAUCAAUUUGACGAAGAAGACGAGGACGCCGAGUGGACAAGAAAUGCUCUCGAUGGAAAUACUUCCCAUGAAAUUGUACAGGCGUACCGACAUGAAACAGUCAAGCAAACGCCGAAUCUCAAAGGUGAACAAGGUGAUGCAACUACGCUUGUCAAACAUCCGCCUUUACCACCAAUCAAGAAACAAGCUGAUGUUGUCAGCGAAUAUAGAGAAGAGGUGGAAGAGAUGCAGAUAGACGUCAGAGGUGAAGACAAUAAGAAACAGAUACCUAAAUUUGUUUUACACACAUUUGAUUUUGGAGACAUGAGAAGCAAAAAAAGUGAAAGAAUGUUCACAAAAACAAAUAUGUUCGUCCCAAACUUGGAGCAGAAAGCGGCUCCUGUUACGAAAGUUGAUCGCAUAGCAAAUACACAAAAUCAAUCUACGUUUUCUCGCAUCUUAAAUCCAGAUUCGAAUCCAAAAACUCAAGCUGGUAAAAAAUUGUUGACAAGUUUAUUGGGUAGAAUGGAAAAAGACAAACGAACUACAAGCAAACAAGAACCCACUGUUCUGCAAAAAUCAAACUCCAUCCUGUAUUCCGAAGAAUAUUUGCGAUUAGUCGACAACAAAGGUGUUAAAAACGUUGCAAAAGCUGCGUUUAACCAGCAAGAAAAAUCGUCAACUAUUGACCGGAAAAUAGGAGAGUUUUCGUUCGACAAAUUACCCGCUGAUUUAGUUGGUCAGCAUUUUCAGCAAACAUAUGAGCAUUUAUGGAAAUAUCUUGUUCAUAAUGGAAGAAGAAAUUUACCGAAAUCGUACUUUUCUUCAAAGAAAGAGCUGCAGAAAAAUAAUCCCGGCGUGAUCUACAUUCCCACAGGUCGACCAGAAGAAGCUUUGUAUGUCGAAGGUGUUGAACGCAAAUACUUGUCGCAAAAUCAACAAAGUGACAAACCUAUCAAGUUAAAAUACAAUCAUCGUAAUGAUGCCGACGAAAAUCACACGAUAUCCAGGAGUAAAGAUACGUCACCAUGGGACAUUGACGAACAACUUAAAACUCCGGAAGAGCCAUCAAAGUUGACAGGCAAAGUUAUCUUAACGGAAAUGAAAAAUUCAAUUCAAAGAGUGCCGAACGCAGAAUUUGAUAAACAACAUGAGGGGUACAAUGACAAUGGAAUAAAAAGCAUCUCUAUAACCCUCCCACCCCCUGAGAUUAACGCACCCCCUUGCACACCAGCGUCUUCACAUGACAAUCAUCACCCUAAUCAAGAACACCUCGGCGCUGAAAUCAAUUUGCCCGAAUUCGGCGCCAAAGCUUUAAAACAGCCAAGAGAAGAUUUAGUAUAUCCUACCCCAAAGAAAAAUGUUCGAUUCAAGGCAGUUGGUAAAACUUCAGAAGAAAACCAGAAAAUCGGCCACAGAAGAGGAUUGGGACCCGUUCCGGAAAAAAACAAUAGGCCUACUCAACAAAGCAAACAGGGAAGCAAAAAAACUCGAACAUACACACAUGGACAAUACCAUAUAAAAGUAGAUGAAAAAAUUGUAUAUAAAAGAAAGCCGAAAUUACCAAAAGAUUUGUCCAAUAUGUUCACGAAACCAUAUACAUUCUCAUAUUUAACGGGAGUAAAAGCACCUGGCACCUCAUCAAGUACACUUUUUGCUGGAAAGAUCGCAAAUCUUUCCGUACGCAACAAGCCUCAAGUUGCACCUUUACAUAAUAGCACUCUAAUAUCUGAAAUUCACCACCCAGUCUAUGACGUGAACGACAAUGAUGCAUUACCUAAUACAACUCAAAAAGAUGCAAGUACUCAAAUCGACGAAGAUGACGAUAAUAUCUCGUUGUCAAUACCGUAUAGUCUGUUCUCUGAAAACGAAACGCUAGUUACCAAAGAGCUUAUAUCGUCAGAAAAUUCGCCCAAAAUAAAGUUACGAUCUCCACUGCCGCACGCGGAAGAAAAAAGUACUUCAAGAUCUAUCGACCACAGAAAAACAAGCUCUAAAAAGUCUUUGUAUUCGAAAUCUUCGAAGCAUGUGAGGUCACUUUCUGAGGGGGCGAAAGAUGUAGAUAUUAAAAAACAUGCAACGACAGUGCAAACUUACGACGCUUCGAAAUAUUUUCGUGGGACGAACGACGGAGUCAAAUGAUUGUGAUAAAAUAUGUUUGGUAAUUUAAAUAAACUUAUG